CCUCCACCUUUUUUCUUCCCCCGCGCCCUUCCCAGGAGGCUGGUCUCCCUCUCUUCUGUCCGUUUGGACACCUUCGUUGGUUUCCAUGGGGACUCUGUACCGCCUAGUCAUGGGGGUCGUGGCCGUGGCAGGGUGCACAGGCGUGGGGGUUGCUCUUUGGACUCUGGUCGCGCCGGACGAAGCGCACAGAAAGGAGAUGGCAAAGGAGUACCCCGAGUCCAACCCUCUGCUGCGAGCUGAGCGGCAACAGCAGAAUGUCAUGAUAAUGGAGAUCCUGAAGGAGGCAGCUGAGACCAACCAGAACGUGGCCAGCAAACCGUGGCCCUGGAGAAAAUAGGGCAGCUGCCAUUGUGGGGUGGAAAAAGCCUUCCACAGUUGCGGCACCCUGAGUCACCUCACUCAGCAUGGACCCUUCUCUGCUCUGUACUGAGAACUCUGCAGAAGAUGCUCUGUGGCUGCGUUGUGUUGCGCAGGGACUAGAAGGAUUUUGCUCUCUCUCCAGUGGGGAUGUUUCUGUAUCCUACUCUGCAACAGCAUACAGUCUGCUGUUAUGUAAACAGCAAGUGAUAAAAUGACCCUUGCAAAUUACAA
Rhineura floridana is the source of this 591-nucleotide messenger RNA. Its product is annotated as ubiquinol-cytochrome-c reductase complex assembly factor 3-like. Lineage: Eukaryota; Metazoa; Chordata; Lepidosauria; Squamata; Rhineuridae. The coding region runs from base 86 to 337 and encodes 83 amino acids. The record is from RefSeq and is a predicted model, not a curated record. Gene Ontology annotation, biological process: mitochondrial respiratory chain complex III assembly. The transcript has 2 exons.